GCACACAAGCCCACUUUAAAAGAAAUUGGUUUCUUGCACUUAGCUUAUUAAGCUCUCUGACCAUCUGUGUUUAUUAGCGUUUUUUCUCUGCAACAAACCCAAACCAUUCGAUCUCCCCAAUGGCUAGCAGUAAUCUCCCCCGACGAAUCAUCAAGGAAACUCAGCGUCUCCUUAGUGAACCAGGUGAAAUACUUGAUUACCUUUCCACUUGUUUUACCUUUCAAUUUAUUUGCUUUAGCGUUUCCUUUUUUGAGUUCUGUGCGUUUAGGUUUGUUUCUUUGGGUUUCGGUGAGUUGAUUUUGUGGUUUUUGGAUACAGCUCCCGGGAUAAGUGCUUCACCGUCCGAGGAUAAUAUGCGUUACUUCAAUGUGAUGAUUCUUGGACCAACCCAAUCCCCUUAUGAAGGAGGUGUUUUCAAGUUGGAACUAUUUUUGCCUGAAGAAUAUCCAAUGGCUGCUCCAAAGGUUCGAUUCCUAACCAAGAUAUAUCAUCCUAACAUUGACAAGCUUGGAAGGAUAUGCCUUGAUAUUCUGAAAGACAAGUGGAGUCCGGCUCUCCAAAUUCGAACUGUACUUUUGAGCAUUCAAGCACUUCUGAGUGCCCCAAAUCCUGAUGAUCCUCUCUCCGAGAACAUUGCAAAGCACUGGAAAACAAAUGAGGCAGAAGCUGUUGAAACAGCAAAGGAAUGGACGCGUUUAUAUGCGAGUGGUGCAUGAUGUGAAUGGUGGAAAGGUUUACUUAUCUAAAACAACAAUUUGUGUAAUGUAUGCUAUCAUUUACUGUCUAUUUAAAAUUAAAAUGGAAGAACUGAUGAUGUUUUUUUAAUAUUGAGAGUUUGAUAUAUUGAACAGCUUCCAGUUACUCUGCCUGUUAUUUAUAUUCUAUUUCUUCAGUUGGAAGCCUUUCGUCCUUGAAUUUGUUGUAUGAAUAGAUAUAUAAUAUGUCUGCAUAUGUGAUUUAUAUGACGUUAUCCAAGGCUAGAAACACUUUUGAACAA
Mangifera indica (mango) is the source of this 997-nucleotide messenger RNA. Its product is annotated as ubiquitin-conjugating enzyme E2 35-like. Bases 120 to 716 code for a protein of 198 amino acids. The record is from RefSeq and is a predicted model, not a curated record. Gene Ontology annotation, biological process: DNA damage tolerance; protein K63-linked ubiquitination. NCBI's taxonomy places the organism in Eukaryota, Viridiplantae, Streptophyta, Magnoliopsida, Sapindales, Anacardiaceae. Gene Ontology annotation, cellular component: nucleus. The transcript is spliced from 7 exons. Gene Ontology annotation, molecular function: ubiquitin conjugating enzyme activity.